AUGGCGCCUGAAGGACUACCUUCUUUGGAACCCAGACGCUCAGCGUCCAUCGAACAGACCCUCUCCUUAUAUAUUGAGACUAAUACCCCAGCGGAAACGUCAGUAUUUACACACUGGUGCGCCCUCAAGGCGGUGGUCAGAGGAGCGGCCAUUCAGGUGGCUGCUUACAUACGCAGAACCUCCCGACAAAAACAGGCAGAACUAGAAGCCCGUCUUACAGAUCUAGAUGUAUCACUUAAACUGAACCCUUUUAAUAAGACAAUUUAUCGAGAACUGACCCGGGUCAGAGAUGAGCUGAAUAAAUUAGAACUAACGGAGGCCCGUAAAAACCUUUUUCGCCUAAGGCAGAAGUUUUAUGUGCAAGGAGAUAGGGCGGGUAGAAUGCUAGCUCGCAAACUGCGGGGGAAAACAGCUAAAGAAAGGGUGAAAUACAUUAUCAACUCAAAUAACAUCAAGAUAACCGACCCAUCCGAUAUAGCUAACUCCUUUGCUUCAUAUUAUUCCUCCCUAUAUAACUUAAAAGACGAUACUUCUACCCCUCAACCCACACCAGCCAAUAUUGCAGCCUUUUUGAAUGAUGUAAAUCUCCCCUCCAUUGACCCAGAUACUUUGCAGACCCUAAACCAACCAUGGACCCAGAAGGAAAUCACUCAAGCUAUAGACUCGCUCCCAAAAGACAAGGCUCCAGGUCCAGAUGGGUUUAUAAACAAUUUCUACAAAUGUUUCAAGGACACUCUGGUCCCUGUGUUAGAUGGAGUAUAUAAUCACGCCUCCUCCAUAGGGAACUUCCCUGGGGAGAUGUUAGAAGCCCGCGUAGUAGCUUUCCCUAAACCGGGGAAGAACCCGGCCAUGAUGCCUAAUUACCGCCCCAUAGCUUUAUUAAAUACAGAUUUGAAAAUUUAUGCGAAGAUGGUGGCUAACAGGCUCAACCCUUUACUUCCUUCUAUUAUACACGGGGACCAGGUGGGCUUCGUCCCCGGCAGACAAUCCCCUGAUAACACUAGGCGGGUGGUAAAUAUUUUAGAUGCCCUAUCCGCAUCAGAACCUCCUUUGUUAUUGCUCUCACUAGACGCAGAGAAGGCGUUUGACCGCCUUCAUUGGGGAUACCUGCAGGCGACCCUUAGAAAGUUUGGCCUUACGGGAACUCCAGCUGUGAGGAACGGAGUCUUUAUUACACAUCACACGUUCUGUAUUCUCUCUGAUUUACCGAGGAUGGACAAGAACAGGAGUCAUAGGACUGAGAGGAUAAUAAAUAUCACCCUGGAGAUCAUCUACCUGCUGACUGGGGAGGAUUACACAGUAGUGAAGAAGACAUCCAAUGAGUGUGAGAUAUUCAACAGCCGUCCCCGUGUGUCAGGAGGACUGAGUAGAACCCAGAGACCCAUCCCAGUGCCUCCACCUCACUCACUAAUACAUGAGAGACUCAAUGACCAAAAGAUCCUGGAACUCACCAACAAGAUCAUUCAGCUGCUGACUGGAGAGGAGGGGGAGUAUAUAGAGGAACACAGGGGUCUGUACAAGGACGUGAUGAUGGAGAAUCACCGGCCCCUCACAUCACUGGAUGGGCCCAGUAACAGAGAUACCCCAGAGAGAUGUCCCCGUCCUCUGUAUUCCCAGGAUUGUACAGAGGAGAAUCACAGGAUCCCACAGGAGGAUCAGGGUGAAGCCCAAUUAAAUAAUAUUAAAAUCAAAGAUACAGAGGGAGAAGAAGAGACGUAUGUGACUGAUAUGGAGGGAGAAGAAGAGACGUAUGUGACUGAUAUGAAGGCAGAAGAUAUAGAGGGAGAAGAAGAGACGUAUGUGACUGAUAUGAAGGCAGAAGAUAUAGAGGGAGAAGAAGAGACGUAUAUGACUGAUAUGAAGGCAGAAGAUAUAGAGGGAGAAGAAGAGACGUAUGUGACUGAUAUAAAGGCAGAAGAUACAGAGAGAGAAGAAGUGACGUAUGUGACUGAUAUAAAGGCAGAAGAUGUAGAGGGAGAAGAAGAGACGUAUGUGAGGGGGGAUCAGCAGUGUAAGGAGGAGGAGAUCCCUACAGAUAUCAGCACAGAUGGACACACAAGCAGGAACAUCUCAGAAGGACAUCUAAUGUUAUCCCCGGAUUGUGACAUAAAAGAUAAUGACAGUAGACAGGAUUCUCCAGGAGCUAAUCCCAUUACCCCAAUUAUACAUCCAGCUCUAUCAGCUGGUCCCUCUGAUCCUGGGAAAUGUUCUGCUGAUAACUCUGAUAUUGGUGCAUCUGUUACAGCUCUGAGAGUAGAUACAGUGUUUCCCUGUUCUAUAGAUGCCAAAUGUUUUACACAGAACACAAAACGUAUUACCCAUCAGCCAGCUAAGGAAGGUGAGAGGCCAUUUCCAUGUUCUGAGUGUGGGAAAUGUUUUGCACGGAAAUCAAAUCUUGUUAUACAUCAGAGAAGUCACACAGGUGAGAAGCCAUUUUCUUGCUCUGAGUGUGGGAAAUGUUUUAUAUGGAAAUCACAACUUGUUACACAUCAGCGAAGUCACACAGGUGAGAAGCCGUUUUCUUGUUCUGAGUGUGGGAAAUGUUUUUCCCAGAAAUCACAACUUGUUACACAUCAGAGAAGUCACACAGGUGAGAAGCCAUUUUCUUGCUCUGAGUGUGGGAAAUGUUUUAGAUGGAAAACACAACUUGUUACACAUCACAGAAGUCACACAGGUGAGAAGCCAUUUUCUUGCUCUGAGUGUGGAAAACAUUGUUUAAAUAAAUCACAUCUUGUUAUACAUCAGAGAAGUCACACAGGUGAGAAGCCAUUUUCUUGCUCUGAGUGCGGUAAAUGUUUUUCCCAGAAAUCACCACUUGUUACACAUCAGCGAAGUCACACAGGUGAGAAGCCAUUUUCUUGCUCUGAGUGUGGGAAAUGUUUUACACGGAAAUCACAACUUGUUAGACAUCGGAGAACUCGCACAGGUGAGAAUACAUUUCCAUGUUCUGAGUGUGGGAAAUGUUCUGCACACAAAUCAGAUCUUAGAAACCAUGAGAGAAGUCACACAGGUGAGAAGCCAUUUUCUUGCUCUGAAUGUGGGAAAUGUUUUACACAGAAAUCACAACUUGUUACAUAUCAGAGAAGUCACACAGAUGAGAGACCAUUUCCAUGCUCUGAGAAAUAAAUCAUCUCUUGUUGUACAUAUUAGACUUCAUCAGGUGAGGAACCAUUUCAUUUUCUGGAGUAUACUUAUUAUUGCCAUACGUUGUUCUUCAAGGUUCUUAUCCUAUCUCCUAUGCUUUUUGCAAUAUACAUGUUACCACUGGGUGAAAUAAUCCUAUGUCAUGCCCUCAUCUACCACUGCUAUGCAGAUGACCUGUCUCUUGCUCCGGGUACUGAGAACCCAGUACCAAUCCUAAAUGGUUGUCUAUCUGAGCUCCAGGUGUGGGUGAUGCCAGUUGGCUGUGACUCAGUCCUGGUGAAACAGGUCCUUAUGAUAGAAGCUCACCAAUAAAUGGCAGGGCUACAGCUCAGCUUUACUACCAAUCAGACGCCACAUAACACCCAUUCUCUGUUCCCUUCACCGGCUGCCUGUAAGAUGGUAACUCCAUUACAUAAUCUUACUGACUCUCCCAGCCCUACAUGACCAGGGUCACAGGUACCAGAAGCAGCUUCUAACUCCUUACUGCCCUGCUUUCUUACUUCCAUCUGCAGAUGAAGGUCUGUUACCAGCAGUACCAAGAAUCCCCAAGCAGUGCUGAGAUGUCAGGGGUAGACAGGGUGGGUGGCACUAUUGCUGUAUCAGUGGCACUGUCUGGGUAAUAUCCCCAAGCAGAGCUGAGGGGGUACUCAGGGUGGCUGGCAGUAGUGGGGACUGCAGGAGGCAGUGUCUGUGAGACUCUUGUCCUCAAGCAGAGUUAAGGUGUCAGAGGAGGAGACAAGGUGGUGGCAGAAGCGGAAGAAGACAGGGCAGUGGCAGUAGUGGGCUGAGACAGGGAGGGUUGCAGUAGUGGGGAGAGACGGUGGUGGCAGUAGUGGGGGCAGACAGGGUGAGUGGCAGUAGUGGAAGGAGAC
This is a messenger RNA of Pseudophryne corroboree (corroboree frog), 4016 nucleotides long. Its product is annotated as oocyte zinc finger protein XlCOF7.1-like. The record is from RefSeq and is a predicted model, not a curated record. Bases 1 to 3126 code for a protein of 1041 amino acids. The transcript is spliced from 7 exons. Gene Ontology annotation, biological process: regulation of transcription by RNA polymerase II. Gene Ontology annotation, molecular function: DNA-binding transcription factor activity, RNA polymerase II-specific; RNA polymerase II cis-regulatory region sequence-specific DNA binding. Lineage: Eukaryota; Metazoa; Chordata; Amphibia; Anura; Myobatrachidae.